Messenger RNA from Endocarpon pusillum Z07020, 3042 nucleotides. RefSeq lists its product as uncharacterized. The transcript has a single exon. Lineage: Eukaryota; Fungi; Ascomycota; Eurotiomycetes; Verrucariales; Verrucariaceae. Bases 1 to 3042 code for a protein of 1013 amino acids. The record is from RefSeq and is a predicted model, not a curated record.
AUGGCAGACACUUAUCGGCCUGAAUACAGGCGUGACUAUGAUGAGCCUGGAAGAGAAAAAGACCGCGGGAGACGUCAGGGAGACCCUUCAUGGGCCGAUGCUGGCUCUCGUGAUCGCAGACUUACAUCUCCUCAAGCUUUACAGCGGUCACGCUCUCCCUACAGAGCAGGAAGCAAGCAAGAUCUACCUUCCAGAGUUACUCAUCCUGCUUCACCAUCUAGCCUGGACUCUCGAAGAACAGCCUCUGCAGAGCCACGCAGCCCAUUCCCUUCAACCAUAUCCACCCAUAUGGACGCUGAGCCUGUGUUUGAUCCCAGGACCACGACUCCAUGGCCCCCCACAGCUAAGUCAGACACCCGCGAUCCUCGACUCCUCAACCGGCUGAGCACAUCUCAUGUGGCCACAAAGUCCAACAUUCCAGGCCCUUCUAUCAUUGAGUCUCCGAGCACGCUGAGCUCCUUAAUGGAUGGAACAAAUGACCGGAGCAAACACACUGCAAAAGCAUCUGGUGCUCAGACGACAAGGAAAGGGCUACCUUUUCAACCAGAGAAUCUCUCCUCCACACCUGGGACGGCUGCUGAGCACUGGGUGGAUCCAGCAACCCAUCUUGUUACCUUGCUCAGUUCUCUUCUGGAGAACGCCUCCACUUCUGCAGCAUUGAAACACGAACACAAUAAGAUCAAGGCGAGGGCUAGUCAUCAAGCAAAUCUCGAAAGGAAAGUGGGAGAUUUAUCAAAGACAUUCCCAGCAUUUGCAGAAACUAGUAGCAAAGCCAAAAAGGACACAGAGAAAGAAUUGUCUCUAUUAGAUCAGAAGCUUGCAGAGCACCAGAAGACUCAAUGCGAUAUUCUGUCGGCAGUGCCUGAGAUACUUCAGACCUCAAGGACACCAACUAGAGCAGAGAAAGAACGAGAACAGGUGGAUUUGGUCAAACGCUGCCUGUCGGUUCAUGAAGAGUUCAAGUCAAAUGUUGAUGAUCUCAGGCAGAGAUUCGAGAACCAUAAAUCCGUGUCCUCCAACAUGGACGAAGCACAUCAGAGCAUGGACAGCAGGAUCAAUGCCUCUGGUGUCGAAGCCAAGAAUAUAUCUUUGAGGAUAGAUUCGAUUCAAGUUCAAUGCUGCCAACUCGACACGAAGCAGAACGAGCUUAGAGACGACGUCAAAUCGUUUAGUAACGAAACAAGAAGCUCUCUGGCUGCAAUGAAGAUCGACCUCAAGCAGUGCUCCGAACAAAACCAGCAGCUCAAUGUCGCCACUGAUACCACCAGAGAUGCAGUAGACAACUUGACAAAGCGCUUAGGUCUCCUUGAAUCGCAAUCUCACAGAUCUUCCGAAUUAGAUGCAUCCCAUUUAAGCAGAACAAAAGAGCUGGAAACGCGUGCAGAAGACCAUGAUGUUCACUUCCAGGAAAUAAGGGCAGCUGCUUCACACAAAGAAAACUUAGAGGACGAAGUCAACCUCAUGCGUAGUCAAAUACAAGAACUGCGUCAGGAGUUGUUAGAUGCUAAGAAUCAGUCUUCUUCGCAUGGGGUUGAAGAGCUUUUAGCAAUGAAGACAGAUCUCGUGGCCCUUAAAGCUGAAUCCUUGGAGCUGAAAAACAAUAUGACUGAACUCCAAAGCCCUGGCCAGGCAGGGCAGAAGUUCUUUCCCACCAAUGCAGUCAAAAUUUCUCCAAAUGGUAACGAUGAUAUCAGCAGCGAAACUGAAGCUCGUCUGAAAGAUCUUGAGAACCAGCUGAAGAAUUGUCUUCCAGUCAUAAUUGAUAUUCAACAAAGACUGUUGGCAAAGCAAAAGGAGGAAGAUGCUAGAGAUGAACUUGUGGCAGCACAAGUGGACGAUGUCAGAGCAUCGACCGUGAAAGCACAGGAAGAAAUCAGACAACGCAUCGGGGACCUUGAGCGUGAUGUCCAGAAACAAAGAGCAGAAGAUCUCGAAAAGACCCAGAAGCUAAAUGAACCCUUCUCUCAGCUUCACAAACCCGGAAACCAAAUGUCCACUCCUGGAAUCUCUCCACCAAGUGCCCCUCCUACCCCUCAACUACACCGACUACCACAGCCACAAGCGCAAAGUACCUCGCCUCAGCCAUUGUUCCAAGCAUUUCCAGUGGAGAUGAACAGGAGAUUGGACAGCAUGGAGUCUUUACUAUCAGUAACAGGGCAGCAGCUCCAUGCGGUCCAUAUGGCCUACCAGCAACUGGAUCAUAGAUAUACUAAUUUGACAACCGAGCCGAUUGUUCGCGCCAUGGUGCACCAAAUGCAAGUGAUGUACCCAUUCGCUGCUGUAGCGCAACAAGAAAUCACCAAUCUGAAACAAAUGGUCGAGCCUCUGAACAACGCUCUGGUGCAGCUGGAUACCUUACGCCAACUGGUAGACAAGCACAGUGCUAGACUUGCUAGCAUAGAACCUAGAAUUGAGGCGUUGGAGAAGGAGAAGACGAAGAAUGAUGCCAGACACGACAAGCUUAUCGAACACGUCAAAGAAGAGCGCGCGAAGCUGGUCGAUGAGGUUAAAAUCCAGAAAGAGACGGUUGAUGGCCUAGGCCAUAGGCUGAAUCGUCUAGAGGAAUAUCGCAACGCUGAACCUGACAAGCUCGAGUAUCUUACUGAGACCUUGGCAAAAAAAUGGGAAGAACAGACUACAAAGAAAGUAGAAGGCCUCACCAAAAGACUCGAUGUCCUCGAAAGCGACAGCAAUCGUCAAAGUCUUCUUGACACAUUCACCAAAAAACUGCCGGCCAGCAAAACGAUAGAUCACAUCAAAGAGUUGCAAGCGGUGCAUGACGAUGACUCAGACGACUCAUCCACGCCCCUUGUGCGAAAAUCCAGCGUCGUGAAGUUAAAGGUGCCACCUUCGUCAGCUCCUCCUGCCGAGAAAGGAAAGCCCUCGCUCAAAGCCAAAACCACUGCGAAUCGAAGUGGGAGAAAGAGAAAGCGAUUUGGAGUCCCAGAGAACAAUGAUUGCAGUGAUGAUGAUACGUAUACGCCUGCUGCGCAUCAUAGUUCGCCUAUCAGUCGGAAAUUCGGCAGAACGAGGAGUGACUGA